UGAAAUAUAUUACAUACUGACAUUACCUAGUUCCUGGAUAUGAAAACGUGUGUAAUGUGAAAUGUGAACAUGUAUUCCUUCCAUUCAAGAUUCGUAUAAGCUUUAACGUAACAAAUGAAGCUUAAUUGUAAUUGUUAAUCAAAAUCGUGAAAUAAAUAAUACAGCACUGACACGUUGGCUCAAUAAAUUCUAGUUAAACAUGAUACCGCCAAAGGAUAAACCGUUAUGGUGUGAUAUCGCAUUUCGUAUGUUAAUGAAUACCGUUUCAUAUCCUAUUGAAUACGGUAAAGUUUUAAUACAGAUCGGAUAUGAACCGAUUCCACCAAGACCGACAACUACUUUAUUUGGAAAACCGGCUUUAGCUUUACCUAACAUUUUUCAAUACGUUAUAUACAUAAAAAAUGUGGAUGGGUUUACUGGUUGCUAUCGUGGUCUUAUUCCAAAAUUGUGUGCUUAUACUGUAAGUGCUACAGCUUUUGAAAAGACUUCUAAAUCAAUUAAGUUUAAGGAUGAACCAAGCAAAGAUGAUUUAGAAGAAAGUCAAAAGCGUAAAAAAUGUAUAUAUGAAUUUAUAAGAGACCUGAUUAGUAGAAUGAUUGGAAUUAUAAUUAGUCAUCCAUUAGACGUUAUUGCAUUAAGGAUGAUGGCACAAUUUGUUGGUGGAGAAACAAAAUACAAUGGAUUAUUUAGAUCAUUUGUAGAAGUAUAUAAAGCAAAUGGAAUUAUGGGAUACUAUGCAGGAUUAUUGCCACGCUUGAUUGGAAAUGCUGCUGGAUUAGUGAUAGUCAGUUCAUCUACUUAUGCUAUUGAUAAAUUCAUUAAAAAUGAUCGUGAAUUAAGACCAUAUGCUGUUUCCACUAUAAAGUUUAUAGCAACAACAAUUACAUAUCCAUUUUUAGUGAUUUCACAUUGUAUGGCAGUUAAUAACUGCGGGUUGAUUGCUGGUCUUCCUCCACAAAUGCCAAUUUAUAACAGUUGGUUGGAUUGUUUAUCUCAUCUUUGGUCUACCAACCAGUUAAAGAGAGGAAAUAGUCUCUUAUGGCGUUAUUAUACUGGACCACAAGUGUUAAUUAAUGGGAAGCUAAUACCACUUAACAAAUAUAAUUUCCAUUUGCAAAGUACAACAUAG
This is a messenger RNA of Eufriesea mexicana, 1129 nucleotides long. Its product is annotated as mitochondrial carrier homolog 2. Bases 200 to 1129 code for a protein of 309 amino acids. NCBI's taxonomy places the organism in Eukaryota, Metazoa, Arthropoda, Insecta, Hymenoptera, Apidae. The record is from RefSeq and is a predicted model, not a curated record. The transcript is spliced from 7 exons.